Hypoxylon trugodes is the source of this 2073-nucleotide messenger RNA. Its product is annotated as transmembrane amino acid transporter protein-domain-containing protein. The record is from RefSeq and is a predicted model, not a curated record. Gene Ontology annotation, biological process: amino acid transmembrane transport. Gene Ontology annotation, molecular function: amino acid transmembrane transporter activity. The transcript has a single exon. NCBI's taxonomy places the organism in Eukaryota, Fungi, Ascomycota, Sordariomycetes, Xylariales, Hypoxylaceae. The coding region runs from base 84 to 1838 and encodes 584 amino acids.
GCUUCCGAUAGAGCAUUCCAUGUACUGUUACAUUUAUAUGCAUUCCUAGACCCUGUUAUUGCUUUCAUCACCAUAUCGUCAUUAUGGCGGACGCUCCAAUUUCGGACCGCUCCGAACACGAGGCUCAAGUCGUCUCGGAACAUCUGCCGCCUGGAUACUCGGCUGCAUUCGACGGAGCACCCGCCGAUUCCGCUGCUGCGUCAUCUUCUAGCCAGGACCAGGUAGAUCCGGAGCCCGCCGAAUCCUCAUUGAAGCUCCAAGGUGGUGACAUGCACCGAGACCUCUUCAAAGCCGCCACUCGGGCCAAGAUGCAUAAGCGAGCAGCAACCUUCCACCACCCCCAAGACCUCACAGGCGAUAAUGAGUCCGGAAUUUUAACCGUUGGUGAUCAACUAGCUCCGGGAGGGUUCCGAAGAGCUUUCAUACAGCAAAGGCAAGAGCGCGAAACAUGGGCUGCGCGGAUGCCUGUAACGAGGAAUUUUGUUGAGUUCUUGGAAUUGUAUGGGAGCUUUGCCGGAGAAGAUCUGGCUGACUCGGACGAUGAAGCGGUGAUAUCCGAAGAAGAAGGCGGGGGUGAAGAAGGAGAGGAACAGCCGCCGAGCGAGACGAGACCACUUCUCGGGCGACGUAAGAGUAAGACUGCGCGUGCAUCUCGUUCGGCCACUGCUAGCACCAAGCAGACUUUCUUCACACUGCUAAAGGCUUUCAUUGGAACUGGAAUCAUGUUUCUUCCCAAAGCUUUUAACAAUGGCGGCAUCUUAUUCUCGUCAUUGACGAUGUUGGUUGUCUCCACAGUCACCAUGUUGGCAUUCCAUCUGCUGCUUGCCUGUAAAACCAAGUACGGCGGUGGUUAUGGCGAUAUUGGCGAGGCGAUAGCCGGCAAAAAGAUGCGUGCAUUGAUUCUAGGUUCGGUUACUCUAUCGCAAUUGGGGUUCGUCUGUGCUGGUAUAGUAUUUGUUGCGGAGAAUAUGACAUCGUUUCUUCAAGCUGUCAACCAAGGGGAUAGUCCAUUGUCAUCUACCGCUCUAAUCCUUAUGCAGCUUAUCGUUCUUAUACCUCUCGCGUUCAUCCGCAAUGUCGCUAAGCUCGGACCCGUCGCGGUACUCGCGGACGUCUGUAUCUUGCUUGGUGUUGGGUACAUCUAUUACUACGAUAUUGCUCAUCUCGCUGCUGACGGCAUGCACGAGAGCGUUGUUCUCUUCAACCCAUCCAAAUAUACAUUAACAAUCGGAGCGGCUAUCUUCACAUUCGAAGGAAUCGGGCUCAUUCUUCCAAUUCAAUCUUCCAUGUCGAAGCCGGAACGGUUUGAAUGGCUCCUUGGUGCCGUUAUGCUAAUUAUCACGGUCAUAUUCACCGCGGUCGGUGCCCUUUGCUAUGCUACAUUUGGCGAGAAUACGUCGAUCGAAAUUAUCAACAAUUAUCCCCAGGAUAGCAAAUUUGUCAAUGCGGUCCAAUUCCUUUAUUCAUUAGCAGUCCUUGUCGGAACCCCUGUUCAGCUAUUCCCCGCCAUUCGAAUCAUUGAGAACAGAAUUUUCGGUUCGCAUUCUGGCAAGAAGAACGCCCGUACGAAAUGGGUCAAAAAUGCGUUUAGGUCGAUCAUAGUGCUACUUUGCGGCGCGAUUUCAAUUGUAGGCGCCUCAAACCUCGACCGAUUUGUCGCAUUGAUCGGGUCUUUCGCCUGUGUUCCCUUGGUCUACAUCUACCCGGCUUUCUUGCAUUACAAAGGCGUUGCAACUUCGUGGCCCGCCAAAGCAGGGGAUCUCUUUUUCAUGACUGUUGGUACGAUCGCGAUGGUCUACACGACCGUCAUCACUCUCGUCAACAGCUUUAUGAGCUAAACAUUUACUUAUCGGCAUACCGCAUUGGGCAUAUCCGGCUAUAGGCGAAACGGAAAAAAGAUUGAAUUGGUCACGGAGUUUAUGAUUGCGAAAUUGGUGUUGUUAUUCUAGCAGCGGAUUGAUUUUUUACAUUCUUAUCAUCCAUACCUUUUCAUUGUAUCUUGUUACUAGGGAUCCUCAACAUUGGAAGCGUGGGAAAAAAGUAACUAACGCUCAGCAUUUACCUUCCAGGAAA